AUGAACGGAGAACACUUGAUAACAAACGGCUAUGCCACUGCUGGUCGGUCGAUGACUCCUGGCAGACGCUUGCGGCAACUCUUGGAGAGGAAUGAGAUCCUUAUUGCCCCUGGCGUGUACGAUGGAUUCAGCGCACGCAUCGCGCUAGAGGUCGGCUUCGAUGCUCUGUACAUGACUGGCGCUGGAACAUGUGCGUCGAAGCUCGGCCAGCCAGAUCUAGGUUUUGCAUCGCUCAAUGACAUGAGAGAACAUGCAGAAAUGAUUGCCAGCCUCAACCCCGAGGUGCCGCUCAUUGCAGAUGCGGACACCGGUUACGGUGGCCCAAAUAUGGUCGCGAGGACUGUCGCCGCGUAUGAUCGCGCAGGAGUUGCAGGCUUCCAUAUCGAAGACCAGAUCCAGACCAAGCGCUGUGGGCACUUGGGUGGCAAGGAGGUGGUAAGCAUUGACGCAUUCGAACAGCGUGUUCGAGCUGCAUCACAGGCGAGGGACAGGCUACACAGCGAUAUCGUUAUCAUCGCAAGAACGGAUGCACUCCAAACCAACGACUUUGACGAGGCUAUAAGCCGGCUGAAGACGGCCAUAGCAGCCGGCGCUGACGUUGCUUUUCUUGAAGGCGUGACCACUGCUGAAGAGGCACGGCGCACGUGUGAGUUGCUUUCCCCAACGCCCGUCCUUCUGAACAUGGUUGAACAUGGUGCUACGCCGUCUUUUACGCCACAAGAGGCGCAUGACCUUGGCUUCCAGCUCAUGAUCUUCCCAUUCUCCGCGAUCGCUCCCGCCUACUACGCCAUCCGAGAAGCCCUGCAAGGGUUGAAAGCAACCGGCAAGACCGGGAUCGCGCAAGACUUCACUCCUAAGAAGCUCUUCGAGACAGUCGGUCUGAAGCAAGCGAUGGGGAUCGACGUUGCUGCCGGAGGUCAGAUGUACUCGAAAGUAUAG
Molecule: messenger RNA, 939 nt
Organism: Cyphellophora europaea CBS 101466
Lineage: Eukaryota; Fungi; Ascomycota; Eurotiomycetes; Chaetothyriales; Cyphellophoraceae
Exons: 3
Coding region: 1-939 (312 amino acids)
Molecular function (GO): catalytic activity
Source: RefSeq, a predicted model, not a curated record